This is a messenger RNA of Meloidogyne enterolobii, 288 nucleotides long. The record is from the annotation of a GenBank genome assembly. NCBI's taxonomy places the organism in Eukaryota, Metazoa, Nematoda, Chromadorea, Rhabditida, Meloidogynidae.
AUGAAAGGAAUAUUCGAUGGAAGACAUCUGGGGAAAAAUAAAAAAGAAAUUAUUUUAAAAAUUAAAAAACAAUUACAUUUAAAAAAUUUUGGGUUAAUUAAUGAAGAAUGGAAAGACAAAAUUGAAGGGGAUAAAAAGAAAGAAAUUUUUAAAAUUUUAUUUUUUGAGGGGGAGGAAGGAAAUGUUAAUGAUAUUGUUAAAUUAAAUGAAGAUUUUGAAUUAUGGGAAAAAUAUAAAAAACAAAGAGAUUUGGGUAUAGUGAAUUAUUUUUUUGAAAAAAAUUAUUAA